AUGUCUGACGAGCCUUGUCUCUUGUAUAGAGUCUCUGCAAUCCGGCCCUCAUGGGAUCCCACCAGUUACCACCAGCCCAACCGUCACCAUCGCCAGAGCAAUUAUUACUGUCCCGCCACCACCCCUGAUCCAGAGCGAUUACCACCCAAAGCGGUGACAUCGUCACCAGCAGAACGACCAGUCCCAAUCCUACUCCACCCAUUCUCCACACUCAUCGCGUCCAGAACGACCACGAUUGUUACAAGAGACAAGUCCAGCCAAAUCCUCUGUUUUUCCCCUCUCCAAGGUCUACCUCCCAAAGUAGUGUGA
Messenger RNA from Puccinia graminis f. sp. tritici CRL 75-36-700-3, 309 nucleotides. RefSeq lists its product as uncharacterized. The record is from RefSeq and is a predicted model, not a curated record. The coding region runs from base 1 to 309 and encodes 102 amino acids. The transcript has a single exon. NCBI's taxonomy places the organism in Eukaryota, Fungi, Basidiomycota, Pucciniomycetes, Pucciniales, Pucciniaceae.